This is a messenger RNA of Melospiza georgiana, 10560 nucleotides long. It is a transcript of the gene SETD1B, whose product is annotated as SET domain containing 1B, histone lysine methyltransferase. The transcript is spliced from 18 exons. Lineage: Eukaryota; Metazoa; Chordata; Aves; Passeriformes; Passerellidae. Gene Ontology annotation, molecular function: RNA binding; protein binding; histone H3K4 methyltransferase activity. Gene Ontology annotation, cellular component: Set1C/COMPASS complex. The coding region runs from base 145 to 6144 and encodes 1999 amino acids. The record is from RefSeq and is a predicted model, not a curated record.
GCCAGCAGCGAGCACACACACAAUAUGUGGUGGCUCGCGAAAACGGGAGGCAGGAGCCUGGCGGGCAGCCCGCGCCGGUAACCGGCCCCAUGUGAGACGGGAGCUCGCCUUUCGCCGCCCGGAGACGAUCGGCCGCCCAGCGCGAUGUCUUUCCGAGAGACCAAGGCGGGGGAAAAAGCCAAGCACCCUGAAGAUCAUGGCAAAAAGCAGAGUUCAAGUUGGAUCAACGGAAUGGAGAACAGCACGCAAGCCAGCACUUCUGUCGAGAAAAGAAAUCACCAUUGGAGAAGUUACAAGUUGAUUAUUGACCCGGCUCUGAAAAAAGGACAGCACAAACUCUACCGUUACGAUGGGCAACAUUUCAGCAUGCCUAACUCGGGGAUCGCUCCUGUGGAUUGUGUCAGGGAUCCCAGAAUAGGGCGAAUAUGGACCAAAACUAAGGAGUUGGAGCUGUCUGUCCCCAAAUUCAAGAUUGAUGAAUUUUACGUGGGGCCAGUGCCUCCCAAGCAGGUCACCUUUGCCAAGCUGAACGACAACAUCCGUGAAAACUUUUUGGCCGACAUGUGCAAGAAAUAUGGUGAAGUGGAAGAGGUGGAGAUUCUCUACAACCCCAAGAACAAGAAGCACCUGGGCAUUGCCAAAGUCAUCUUUGCCACUGUCAAGGGUGCCCGGGAGGCUGUGCAGCACCUUCACAACACUUCUGUCAUGGGCAACAUCAUCCACGUGGAGCUGGAUACAAAAGGUGAAACCCGCAUGAGAUUCUAUGAACUGCUGGUUAAUGGUCUUUACACUCCUCAGACCCUCCCUGUAGGCACUGAACAGGACGUGUCCCCAACUGGGAACGAAGCUCUCCAGCUGACGGACUCCCUGAAGCGCCUGAAGGACAGCUCCCUCUCCUCGGCGGGAUCCUCCGUCACCCCGAACAGCAGCACGCCCUUUUCCCAUGACACUGCCUAUUCCAGCUGCCGGCAGGACACCCCAAACUCCUACAGCCAAUUCACCCCCCAGUCGCAAGGAACGCCCCACACCCCGCGCCUGGGGACGCCCUUCUCCCAGGACUCCACCUACUCCAGCCGACAGACGACCCCUGUGUACCACUUUGGGCAGGACAGCGGCUACAAACCCCGGAGGCACGAGGCGAAGUUCACGGACGCGUACAACCGGCGCCCCGGGCACCACUACAUGCACAACUCGGCAGGGGUGUUCCGAGGCACAGAGCAUCAGUUCAGUACCUUCAAAUCCCAUCAGCAGGAGCCUGUCCAGUUCUCUCACACUCCUCCCCUGAGCCACUCUAGUUCUUCGAGCUAUAAAUCUGCCUUUUCCCCCUAUCAAGCACCAGCUGUUUUUCCCCAGUCCGAGGAGCAGCAGCCGUUUCCCCCGGCUUCCAGGGAGACAGAGUACAGGAGACCUGCACCACCUCCCACAGACAUGGUGGUGGAAAGCAGCGCUGCCCCCAGCAUCGAUUUUGUCCCAGUGAAGGAGAAACCGGAGGAGCCUCCGCCCUUGCCCGACUCGAACUCUGUUCCUGAACCAAGCACAGCGUCCUUCUCUCAGACUCCAGAGAGGAGCGAGACUCCUGGCACCCCCACCAUGGAGACUGAGAUGCAGCAUAACAGUUUAGACUCAAGGAUUGAGAUGCUCUUAAAAGAGCAGAGAACAAAAUUACCCUUUCUUAACGAGCAUGACUCAGAUAAUGAGAUCAGAAUGGAAGGUAGCCCUAUUUCCUCCUCUUCUUCCCAGCUCUCCCCCAUCCCAACGUACGGUUCGAACUCUCAGCCCGGUUUCAGGGGUCAGACGCCUUCCUCGCGCCCUUCCAGCACAGGCCUGGAGGACAUCAGCCCCACACCCUUACCUGAUUCUGAUGAUGAUGAGCCCAUCCCUGGGACAGCUUCUCUGAGUCAGAAUUCCCGGGGGACAUCAGAGGCCAGCAUGACUCCCAUUGAUCAGCUGAGCAGGACCUCCAAAACUGAGACCUCGGAGGCUAAAGAAAUGGUGCCUGGUGACCAGACUCCAACGUCAGAAAAAAUGGAUGAGGGUCAGCAUUCCUCAGGGGAGGACAUGGAAAUCUCUGACGACGAGACCAACCCUGCGCCCAUCACCAGCGCGGAAUGUGCCAAAACCAUUGUGGUGAACUCCUCCGUCAGCAACACGGCCGUGAUGGCCCCGUCCAUCCCCCCGCUGCCACCACCGGGAUUCCCUCCUCUUCCUCCUCCUCCUCCUCCUCAGCCGGGCUUCCCCAUGCCGCCUCCGCUGCCCCCGCCCCCGCCCCCCACGCACCCUGCGGUCACGGUGCCCCCGCCGCCGCUGCCCGCCCCGCCCGGGGUGCCCCCGCCCCACAUCCUGCCCCCGCUGCCCCCCUUCCACCCCGGCAUGUUCCCGGUCAUGCAGGUGGACAUGAUCAGCGUCCUGGGCAACCAGUGGGGCGGCAUGCCCAUGUCCUUCCAGAUGCAAACGCAGAUGCUGAGCCGCAUGAUGCAGGCGCAGAACACGUACCAGUACCCGCCCUUCAUGGCGGGCCGCAUGCAGUUCGUGAACCUCCCUCCCUACCGGCCCUUCUCCAUGGGAGCCGCCCUCGCCCGCGGGCAGCAGUGGCCGCCUCUGCCCAAGUUCGACCCCUCCGUUCCUCCCCCGGGCUACGAGCCCAAGAAGGAAGAUCCCCACAAGGCCACGGUGGAUGGAGUCCUCCUGGUCAUAGUGAAGGAACUCAAGGCCAUCAUGAAAAGGGACCUGAAUCGCAAGAUGGUCGAAGUGGUGGCGUUCCGGGCGUUUGAUGACUGGUGGGACAAGAAGGAACGUCUGGCAAAGGCAUCUCUCACUCCAGUGAAGUCUGGAGGAGAAGUGGAGGAAAAACCAAAGCCAAAGGAUCGAAUGGCCUCUUGUCUGCUGGAGAACUGGAACAAGGGAGAAGGGCUGGGCUACGAGGCCAUCGGCCUUGGCAUCGGCCUGCGGGGCGCCAUCCGCCUGCCAUCCUUCAAGGUGAAAAGAAAGGAGCCACCUGAAGCUGCCUCAGCGGGAGAUCAGAAGAGAAUCCGGCCUUCUACUUCUGUGGAUGAUGAAGAUGAAGAGUCAGAGAGGGACAGGGAUGCUUCUGAUACAACAUCUGACCUGUCAAAGAAGGACGCAGAGGCUGUGGGGCUGCGGCGGCGCCCAGCGAGGCCAUUGGAGCUGGACAGCGAGGGAGAGGAGGGAGAUGAGACAUCAGGGAAAGAGGAAGAGUCCUCCUCAGAGAAGGAAGAGGAGCAGGAGGAAGAGGGAGGCUUGGUGAAAGCAGCACCUGGCAAGGAGGAAGAGGAGGAGGAGGAUGAUGAAGAUGAUGAGGAUGAAGAUGAUGACGAAGACGAGGAUGAAGAUGAUGAGGAGGAGACAGGCAUAGACACAAGUGACAAGGAGGAGGAGCAGGACUCUGAGGAGGAUGUAGCAAGUCCCUCGUCUUCCAAGGCUGAAGCUGAAUCAUCUGAUGAGAGUGAGGACUCCUCUGAAUUCGAGUCCAGUUCAGACUCGGAUGAUGAAGAUGAGGAGGAUGAUGAUGAUGAUGAAGAGGAGGAGGAAGAGGAGGAGGAAGAGGUGGCUGAAGAUCAAGGCAGAGAAGCCAUGAUUGCUGAGCCAGAGCCUGAAUCUGCUUGUCAUGAGCUUCCUGAUGAUGAGAGGGAGACUAUUUUGGACCUGUAUCCUGUGGAUGACUACAUGGAUGCCACAGGCUUGGGACUUGCUGAGCCAGCUUUGGCAGUGAAAGAUGAAGGCAGUGAAGAAAUCAAGGCAGGGGAUAGUGAGUGUGGCCAAGUCCUGGGGGCUCCUGUUGCUGCUGAAACUCUGAAACAUUUGGUUAUGGAAAGAGACCAGGAGACAAAGCUUGCACUCUCUCCCAUCUGUAGGCCAGAGGAAGAGUCCGAACCCACUCCCAUGCUGGAGCCAGAGGUACAGGAAGGUCCAAAGCCUGAAUCUCAAGAUGAGGAGGCGUCUCUCUGUAUCUCUGCUCCAGGAGGAGUCUUUGGGGAACCUCUGCCCAGCAAAAGCAGCUUCUUUGGCAAGUCUGAGGAGAGCAGCUUGGAAGGCCGGGUCAAAGCGGAGGAGGAGGAGCGGCUGCCGCGCACGCCGGGGCGGGAGGUGCUGAUCCACCCGGACACUGAGACUGUCCUGCUGCCAGCCCACAAGGUGCCAUCCUCCAUGCUUCCCUUGCCAACCACUCCCGGCAAGGAAGAGCCUUUAGUCCCUCCAGAAAAGUUCUCUGAACAAUUAAUGGUGACCAAAACAUCCGUGGAGGAGGAGAUUCCCAGGACUCCCGGGCGGGACAUUUUGGCCAAGUCUUCACACCCCUUGACGAAGUCGCAGAGCACGGACACUGUUCCAGCCACGCCAGGAAGUGAUGCUCCCCUUACAGGCAGCAGCUUGACCCUCAGUUCCCCUCAAGUCCCAGGGAGCCCCUUUUCCUACCCAUCCCAAUCCCCUGGCAUUAACAGUGGCAUUCCUCGGACUCCUGGGAGAGAUUUCAAUUUCACGCCUACUUUCCCAGAGGCUGGUGCUACCAUUCCUUGCCUUCUGCCUGGCAAGAAGCAGUCAGAGGAUGAGCUAGAAGAGAAAACCUUUAAAGAGCCUCUUGGUGCUUCCCUUACGAUCAGCAUGAACAGUGUUCCUUCCCCUAUCCCCUUUGCCAGCCCCCCACAAGCAGAUUUCCACAUGGACAUGGCUUUGCCACCUGAUGAGCCAAUACCUGUAGCAGCCCUGCCGUGCGUGCACGGAGAUGGAAGAAUGCCCAUCGAGGAAUGCAAGGCAGAAGUAAAACCUGUUUUGCUCUCCCCAGAAGUACCCCCUGGGGCUUCUAUCCUUCCUCCCCCACCACCACCUUCUGUUCUUCCCAAAAGGAGGCCGGGUCGGCCGAGGCGGUCCCCACCUUCUGUCCUGUCUCUGGAUGUGUACUCGGGCAAAACCAUAGAACCUCCUCCCAUGCCAGUGGCCUUGGUGGAAGGUGCCGUGGGCAAAGAGCUGCUGAGCGGACAUCCUGAUGCCUACUACGGACUGAAAGACCCUGAAGCCGUCACCCUGGACUUCAGGAAUGACGGUUUCCACGAGAAAAUAGCAGCUGAGACAGUUGCAGAGAAGCUGCCAUUCAAGGAACUGGAGAACCAGUGGAACGAAGACUUCAAGGAGGAGGAGGCUCACGCCAAGCCCAAGCGCCAGUGGCGGAGGCAGAGGAAAUCCGAGGAGCUGCCGGUGAUCCCUUCCCCCGAGUACUCCCCGCCCCAGCCGCAGUUCCGGCCGCGCUCCGAGUUCGAGGAGAUGACGAUUCUGUACGACAUCUGGAACGGGGGCAUCGACGAGGAGGACAUCAAGUUCAUGUGCAUCACCUACGACCGCUUGUUGCAGCAGGACAACGGUAUGGACUGGCUCAAUGACACCCUCUGGGUUUUCCAUCCUUCCACCAGCUUUUCCACCCCCAAGAAGAAGAAGCGGGAUGACGGCAUGCGGGAGCACGUCACGGGCUGCGCGCGAAGCGAGGGCUAUUACAAAAUUGAUAAGAAGGACAAACUCAAAUACCUCAACAAUAGCCGAGCUUUUGCAGAGGAGCCUCCAGCUGACACCCAGGGUAUGAGCAUCCCUGCCCAACCUCACGCUUCCACCCGGGCUGGUUCCGAGAGGCGAUCAGAGCAGCGCAGGCUCCUCUCCUCCUUCACUGGUAGCUGUGACAGUGACCUGCUCAAGUUCAACCAGCUCAAGUUCCGGAAGAAAAAACUAAAAUUCUGCAAGAGCCACAUUCACGACUGGGGCCUUUUUGCUAUGGAGCCCAUUGCAGCUGAUGAGAUGGUGAUAGAGUACGUGGGGCAGAACAUCAGGCAGGUCAUUGCUGACAUGCGUGAGAAGCGAUACGAGGACGAGGGCAUCGGCAGCAGUUACAUGUUCAGAGUCGACCACGACACCAUCAUCGAUGCCACCAAGUGUGGGAACUUUGCCAGGUUCAUCAAUCACAGCUGCAAUCCAAAUUGUUAUGCUAAAGUGAUCACGGUGGAGUCUCAAAAGAAGAUCGUUAUCUACUCCAAGCAGCACAUCAAUGUGAACGAGGAAAUUACCUACGACUACAAGUUUCCAAUUGAGGAUGUAAAGAUCCCGUGUCUCUGUGGCUCUGAGAACUGCAGGGGAACCCUGAACUGAACUCGAGGUUUCUCGUCACACUUGCACCUUCGGCCAUGUCAAAACUGUGGUAACCAGGUGUGGUUGCACUUUGCCAAAAAAAGAGGAAAAAAAAACCUACAGAAAAAAAAAGGAAGAAAAAAAUUUAAAAGCAAAAAAAUACUUACCAAAAAAAAAAAAAAAAAAGAGGAAAAAGAGAAGAAAACCAAGCAAGUUUCGCACUUCUGCCAGGAUCCUGAGUGAAAGCAAAAAGCGCACACGCUUACGAGGACUGUUCAUGUUUCAGGUGCUUUUUCCUUUUCAGAUCCAACACGCACACAAAAAGGUGGCUACCUUUUGUGGCAUGGUCUAUCCAAACACUAGCUUCUCUGUUCAGUCCCUGAAGUAAUGCUCCAUAAUGGGAUAAUGGUACCUUUUUUUUUUUAAUUGUUCCUAUAAGCCUUCAUUGUUUCAUAAAUGCUGCUACCUUUUUCUCAUCAGUUUUCGUUGGUUGAAAAAGACAUUCAACGUUUAAAUGUGAAGCAGAGACUGAAAAUGCCAUAUAGGGUUUGUUGGGAGCUUGAGUGGCUGAAAUUGCACAGAUUUCUCAGAGUAAGCUGUAAAUAAAUGUAAGGUUGAUGUUACAGAGCAAGCCAGAGGCUUGGGGGUGUGUGAGUGAGUGAGUGAGUGCUUAGGGGUGUGUGUGUGUGUGUGAUGUGUCCACAGUGGGACUAGAGCUGAGCUGUCCUGCCUUUUCCCUAGGGAUGAGCCUGAACAAGGCCCCUCAGCCAGACCCCAGGGCAGGGUCAGGUCAGCCAGAGCUCAGCUCCCCUCCUUGGGCUCCCCUCUCAUUUUCCAUGCCAUGCUGGUCCAUGGGGGAUCAAAACCUCUGCAGCUGCACGUGAGAAACCCUUGGGUACUUCAGUCACUAGGGAGAGGUGGGGUCAUUUGUGGCCUUUGGGGAUGCCCAUUCCUUGGGGAUGGGCUUGUCUUGCUUGCAGGAGAGGCUGACUUUGAGUGGAGAGCUCAGCCCCUGUUGAUGCUGUAGAAAUCCUGCCCUGCUUGCAAGCAAAGACUACAGCCCACGUUUGUAGCAGGACUUUGUUCCUGUGGGUGGGAAUCAGGCUGAUGUGUGACUUGUAUUCAUUUUUUCUCACUUUCAUCUGCAUUUCCCUGCCCUUCCAGUGUUUUACAGGGAGUAUUUGCUCUGUCCUUGGAUGUGGGAGAUGCCUCCUGUGAUAGGAGCAGGCUGUGCCCUGCUGCUCUCCUCCCUCUGUUACUCAGUAACUUGGCCAGGGGUGGUCCUGUCCCUCCAGAAAAUCAUGGUAGAAAUGUCCCUGAAAGCAAUUCUGUCCCCCCCAUCUAUAGCAUGCAAAUGAAUUGCUUCUCUACCUUUGGAAGGCAUGUUUUAAAAUGAUUUCUUAAUAUAUUUUGUCCUUGUAGAUGUGCUGAGGUGAAGGUUGCAGGUCUUCAAGAGGUUCCAUUUAAAAAUGGGACCAAACACCAAAAAAAGAAUUGUUUGGAUGAGAUCUGGAAAUGUUACACCAGCAUUCAGGUAUAGACAGGAUCAGUUUGCAUUGAUUCAAUUUGCAUUGAAUGUCUCCUGCUUUAAAAGUAGAGAUUAGUUGUACUAAACCCCUUUUAAUUGGCUUGUAAGGGGAAGCUGCAAUGUCAUUCUGAAAUGGAAGAUUAUCUGCAUAACUAAACACCUUCUCCCCACAGAGCAAAUUGCACAGCUGCAUUCUUGUGUUCUUUCCAAACCCCCCUCAGAGGUGACAACCUUGCAAAAGAGGUUCCUGGAAGUUUUUUCAGCUGUUCCAUGGAAUUGCCAGGCCUGCACUGCAGUGUGGAGUUUGUGAUGUAGGUUAGACCUCUGCUCUGUAUUUCUGCUCCAGACAAAAGGGCUGAGGGAGCAGGAGCACACAGAGGGCUGCAAGCUGCCUUAACACCACCUGUGUUCCUGCCUGAGGGCAAGCAAAUUGGCUCUGAGACUGGACAGCCCAUGGUCCAUCUCUGCUUUUCUUUCAGUUCUGUUUUGUUUCUCCUCUUCCUUCCUAAAUCUCUCCAGCUCCUGGGUGUUGGUGACCCAGAACCUAAAAUCAUGAGAAGCACAAGUUUCUGUCUCUGAAUGUUGGUUGGAACUGCAGUGAUGGCAUUUGGGAGUCAAGCCAGCUGCUCAGUUUAGUUUGGUUUUUUUUGAGUGAGAUUCAGUGUGUUGGUUGGCAUCUCCACAGCUUGGCCUUUGACUGGCAAGGCUUUGGAAAUGCACAGAAGUUUCCUGUGUGUCAGAACUGAAGCCCCUGUCCUUGGCCUUCUCCCUUUCUGCUCCAUCAAUCCAGUACAUCAGUAGUGGAUUUGUGGGGGUGAGGACACCCCAGCUGGGCCAGCCCUGUGUUCCCAGCACAUCUCUGUGCCCUGGCUGGGAGCAGCCCCUGCAGUUUGCCUUAAUCCUUGGGGAGGAAGGUCCCUGUCACCUUCAGGUCCUGUGUUUUAGGAGCACCAGAGGGAUUUGGGUGCCAAAGACCAUGAGCACCUAAAUCACUUGGGUACUUCUGAAUCUGCCUGUAAUUCAUCCCCUUUUAGGAUCCCAGACAAAUAAUGUGAGUUUUUAGAAGAGCUGAUCUCCCAGCACUUCCCCAGGAAGGAACAGAGCUGUUGAAGCCACAGCACUUCUGAAAAAUCAUGUCUGGUCUCAAAGCCAAACCUGACAAUUCUCUUUUUCCCCAUAAAUCUUGGCUUGCUGAGUCCUCCCUGGGAGAUUUUUGUCUUGGACUGAGAAGCUUCCUGACCUCCAAACAAAUCAUUUUAUGGUGAGAACUCCCUGGCCUGGUGCAGUGAUUUCCAUGGGUGCCCUGUCCCUGCCAGGGGAGCCCUGCAGCCACAGAUGGGUGGGAGAGGCCUCAGAUCCUUUGCCCUGUGCUUGGUAGGGCUGGGAUGAGAGCAGGGCAGGAGCUGUGGUCGCUGUGGUUCCAUUCAGCACAGGCUCCCUGGGAACAGUGACAGGGACAAGGGAGCCUCAGCAGCACGUGCUGCUUACAGGGACUCUGCUUUUCUCCACUGAAAAACCCAUCCCCACAUUUAUUGUCACUUCAAUUUGAGCCCAAGACAAAAAAAGGAGAGACAUUGACAGUGCUCUCUGCAAAAUUCCAUCUCCCUGGGAGAAAUGACCCAAGAAAAAAGAGCAAAAGGAUGGAAAUAGAAUUUAAUUGGUUUGCAGCUGUGGGAGUGGAGGUGCCUCUGUGCUGGCAGCCACAGGAGCUGGGGGGCUGGAGGGCAUGGGGCUCAUCCUGCAGUUAUUUAUAUUGUACAGAGCAGCUUAUUUCUACAAGGACAGAAAAAACAACCAUCAUUUUAAAACCCCAACAAAUACAGUAGUUUCAGUUCUGGUUUUUGUGACCUUUUUCAGGGAUCAUUUCAGUGCAUUUCUGUACAAAAUAAAAAUUUAAGGAAAAAAAAGGAUUUUGAAGUAUAAAAAAUGCAUUUUCUGUACAUAGGCGAACUCAAGAAUCUUCUCUUCGAACACUGUUUCUUGUAGAAACAUGUUGAAAUUUUUUUGCUGAUUUCUUUGUACUUCAAGAGCAUGUAAAUAGUUUAUUAAAAGUGACUAUUGUAAUUUGGAGUUCUUUUUAAACAGAUUCCAGCUCUAAAUCAUGUCAAGAUGGGGAGGAAGAAGGACUGAGUAUAGCAAAGGAGCUGGUGGCAUUUACAGCUUGUGUCAAGCUUUGUAUAAUGUAAAUUCUGUAUAAAUAUGGGGUUUUUUUGUCAAAUAAAUAGAUGCAAUUAGAAGCAUUAAGAAACUGAAGACAAAAAAUUGCCAAGUCAAGGCUUCUUCUUUCCCCCCUCCCUCAGUCUGAAACCUUAUGUGCAAAAUCUAUUUAUUUCAAGCAAGGAAAUGUGUACAGUCUAAUAGACACCCUAAAAUGUAUUUAAGCAAAUUAGCAACUGGAUUUUUUCAGUUUAAUAUUUGUUUUGUUUUUAUGAGUUUCCUCAGUUGCCACUGUAGGAUUUGUCCAAGUGCAAACACAUCAAGAAGGACACUCUAAAACAAUGGGGCAGUUUUGAAGCAAAGUGGAACACCCAGCUCCCAAUUCUUGCAGUUUUCUGGUUUUAAUUCCCAGCGUGGUAAUCAAGGGCCUCCUUUAAAAGUAGGCAGGUCAAAUUGUUUGCAAUAAAUUUAAUUUUUUUUUUCUAAAGUUCCUUUAAAAAAACAACUCUGCUUUGAAGAUUUAGAAUUUCUGCUUUUUCUUUGGUUAAGCAAAUUUAUAAAUUUAGGGAUGUUUUGUGCAUAUAGAAUCUGUCACCAGUAUGUAUCUUGUUUUGAAGAAAGUGUUUUUGUUGUGGAUGUGUCAUGCUGUAUAUAUUUGUUCAUAUUUUUGUGAAUUGAAUACUAUGUACCAUUGUAUUAUAGUAACUUUUAUAAAGCAAACCAUAAAUAUACUGACUUUUCUUACAGAAAAA